Molecule: messenger RNA, 4266 nt
Organism: Anthostomella pinea
Lineage: Eukaryota; Fungi; Ascomycota; Sordariomycetes; Xylariales; Xylariaceae
Source: the annotation of a GenBank genome assembly
AUGGCUUCUGUCCAGCAUAACCCUGGCCCGGCAGGCCUGUCGCAGAUGAGCCAGGCCCACGUUCAAGAGAUGUUCGCCAAGUUCCAGCAGAUGAAGAAGCAAGGCAUUCCCCAUAAUGAUCCCGAGUUUAUCAAAACGAGCCAAUUCCUCGUCAAGUUCCAGCAGCAACAAGCACUGCGGCAACAGCAUCACCAGCAGCAGCAGCAGCAGAUGCGAAAUGCCCAUAAUGCAGAUGUUAAUGGGACACAACCUGGUCAACAACCCAACACCUCGCAGACCAGUCAGCCACCUUCAACCUCAGCUUUAAGUGCAUCUGCGCUGCCACCUACAUCGGCCUCGGCAGCUCAGGCGGGCACGUCGUCGCCUUCAACUGCCUCCCCAAUGAAUCAGUUCUCUACGCAGCAGCUUGCAUUGCUUAGACAACAGAUCCAGGCCUUCAAGUUGCUGGGUAAGAAUGCAGGUGUGCCGUACCAGAUGCAACUGGCGCUGAACGCUCAACGCCAGCGAAGACAAGCAGUUGCCGAGCAGUCAACCCAGCCUCCGGCUGCCGACGCCGCUAAAGCGUCAACCCCGGACACGACGAAGGCUGGUUCUACCCAACCCGACGGAGAGGCAACGUCUGAAAAUGAGGCUGCUCCGAAGGUCAAGACCUACAAGACUAUGAAGUCUCCAUACGAGAAUGGUCUUAUAUGCAAGGACAUCAACUACUACGAUCAUGGCGAUCGUAAACACCGCCUUGUCAUCCCCAGCUUAUUCCCGACUGGCGUCGAUUUCGAACAGCUGAGGCAUGAGCGCGAAAUCAUUGUCAUCAACCGCAUGAAAGCUAGAUACGCCGAGCUUAAAAGUGUACCUGGUAAUAUCGCACACUGGGAUACCAUCAAGGAAACUCUUGCGCCUGAUGACAGCCUGAAGCGCAAGGCCGUCAUAGAGCUCAAGUCUCUUGGGCUGUAUUCUAAGCAGCGAGCGCUGCGUGAGAAGAUUGGGCGCCAGAUGAUGCAUUAUGACAACCUGGCCAUGACGACAAACCGCAGCCAAUAUCGUCGCAUCAAGAAGCAGAGCGUUCGGGAAGCUCGCAUCACGGAGAAGCUCGAGAAGCAGCAGCGCGAUGCCCGCGAGCACCGAGAGAAGAAGAAGCACAUCGACUUCCUUCAAUCUGUGCACCACCACAAGUCCGAGAUCCACAACACGGCAUCCGCUGUUAGGAACAAGAUGUCCAAGAUUGGCAAGGCCAUGUACGCACAUCACUUCAAUAUUGAGAAGGAAGAACAGAAGCGUGUCGAGCGUACGGCGAAGCAACGUCUCCAGGCACUUAAGGCCGAUGACGAAGAAGCUUACCUCAAGCUGCUUGACCAGGCGAAGGAUACUCGUAUCACACACUUGCUCAAGCAGACCGAUGGUUUCUUGCACCAGCUUGCUUCUUCCGUCAAGGCGCAACAGCGACAAGCUGCAGAGCACUACGGUGAUGAAGCCGGAGAGUUGCCUGAAGAAGAGCCGGAGAUGGAAGAUGAGGAUGUUGGUCGCAAGGUCGAUUACUACGCUAUAGCCCAUCGCGUCAGGGAAGAGGUCACGGAACAGGCCAACAUCCUUGUCGGAGGUACUCUCAAGGAAUACCAGAUCAAGGGCUUGCAAUGGAUGAUCUCCCUUUACAAUAACAACCUCAACGGUAUACUGGCCGAUGAAAUGGGUCUCGGCAAAACCAUCCAGACUAUCAGCUUGAUCACGUACCUGAUCGAGCGCAAGAUGCAGCAAGGCCCGUACCUUGUCAUCGUCCCCCUGAGUACGCUGACCAAUUGGAAUCUCGAAUUCGAGAAGUGGGCUCCAUCCCUCUCCCGGAUCGUUUACAAGGGGCCACCCAACACCCGAAAGCUGCAGCAGGAGAGCAUCCGCCAAGGCAGAUUCCAGGUCUUGCUGACAACGUACGAAUACAUCAUCAAGGACCGUCCGAUCCUGAGCAAGAUCAAGUGGUUCCACAUGAUCAUCGACGAAGGCCACCGUAUGAAGAACGCCAACUCCAAGCUGAGUGCGACCAUCUCCCAGCACUACAGCACUCGCUUCCGCCUCAUCCUUACUGGAACGCCGCUGCAGAACAAUCUUACUGAACUGUGGGCCAUGCUCAAUUUCGUCCUUCCAAACAUCUUCAAGUCUGUGAAGACAUUCGAUGAGUGGUUCAACACCCCGUUCGCAAAUACCGGCGGGCAAGACAAGAUGGAGCUGAACGAAGAAGAGCAAAUCCUUGUCAUUCGCCGCUUGCACAAGGUUCUGCGACCAUUCUUGCUCCGUCGUCUCAAGAGAGACGUGGAGAAGGACCUGCCUGACAAGACGGAAAAGGUCAUCAAGUGCAAAUUCUCGGCGCUCCAAUCUCGUCUCUACAAGCAAAUGGUCACUCACCAGAAGAUUGCUGUCAGCGACGGGAAGGGCGGCAAGACCGCACAAAAGGGUCUGAGCAACAUGAUCAUGCAACUGCGGAAACUCUGCAAUCACCCUUUCGUCUUCGAUGAAGUGGAGAACCAGAUGAACCCGUUGAAUACCAGCAAUGACCUUCUCUGGCGUUCGGCUGGCAAAUUCGAACUUCUAGAUCGCAUCCUGCCGAAGUACAGAGCUACCGGUCACCGUGUGCUCAUGUUCUUCCAGAUGACGGCCAUCAUGGACAUCAUGGAAGACUUUCUCCGAUACCGAGGAAUCAUGUACAUGCGUCUGGACGGUGCGACCAAGUCGGAAGACCGUUCCGACCUGUUGAAACACUUCAACGCCCCUGAUUCGCCGUAUUUCAUGUUUUUACUGUCCACCCGCGCAGGUGGCCUGGGUCUGAACUUGCAAACAGCUGACACCGUCAUCAUCUAUGACUCGGAUUGGAAUCCCCAUCAAGAUUUGCAGGCGCAGGAUCGUGCGCAUCGUAUCGGACAAAAGAAUGAAGUGCGCAUCUUACGUCUCAUCAGCUCCAACUCAGUUGAAGAGAAGAUCCUUGAACGGGCCAGAUACAAGCUUGACAUGGACGGAAAGGUCAUUCAAGCUGGACGUUUCGACAACAAGUCAUCGGAAACCGACCGUGAUGCCAUGCUUCGAACACUGCUAGAGACGGCGGAAAUGGCAGAAACUGGCGAUCAAGACGAGAUGGACGAUGAGGAGUUGAACAUGCUCCUUGCUCGAAGCGACGAUGAGGUUGCUGUUUUCCAGAAAAUGGACGAGGAACGAGCCAAGGAUCCUCUUUAUGGCACUGCUCCGGGCUCGAAACACGCGCCACGGCUUAUGGUGGAUAGUGAGCUUCCAGAGAUCUAUAUCUCAGAAGGGAACCCAAAUCCGGAGGAGGUGGAAGAGACCCUGGGCCGUGGUGCCCGUGAGCGUACUCGAGUCAAAUACGACGAUGGUCUUACUGAGGAGCAGUGGCUUGAUGCUGUAGACAAUGAUGACGACUCACCAGAGGCGGCUGCUGCACGGAAACAAGCCAGGAAGGACAGACGAGAGACGAACCGCGUCAAAAGACUCACAGGGGGGAUUGCGUCUAGCGUCAAUUCUCCAAGUGCCAGCCGUGCAAGCUCUGAGGAGGUCGAGUCGCCACCCAAGAAACGUGGCCGCAAACCGGGCAGCAAGAACGAGAAGCGCAAAGCGGAAGAUGACGUUGCUGAGCCACCUGCCAAGAAGCGACGUGGGCCACAGGGACGCUCCAAAGCAAUGGCCGGGAACGGCAUCGAAUCACGCGUGCCCCCAGAGGUACGGCCAGUCCUUCAAAGAAGCCUGCGCAAUAUCUACGACGGCUUGAUGGGUCUGGAAGCCGACAUUCCUCCUGAUGAGCAGGUUGAUGACGAUGAUGACGAGGAACCCGCCAAGCGCCUCAUCAUUGGACCUUUCGUCAAGCUGCCAUCCAAGCGGGACUACGGUGACUACUACAUGCUCAUCAAGAACCCGAUCUGUAUGAACCAGAUACAGGCGAAGAUCAAGAAGGAGGAGUACGGCAGCAUCAACGACAUGCGCAGGGACAUCGUGCUGAUGUGCAAUAACUGCAAGACGUACAAUGAAGACGGCAGUCUUCUUUAUUCAGAUGCGAUAUUCAUGGAGAAAUUCUUCAAUGACAGGGCGCAAGCAGAGAUCAACGAGCACCCGGAACUAGGCGAUCUCGACGAUCCCUCUGCCAAGGACAGCUCGGCCGCCCCUACAACCAGUGCAGGCACACCUCAGCCGUACCCAAACACCACGAGGAUAAGACUGGUAACUAACGGUGCCAGUCAAGUCAACGGAGGCGCUAGUGGUGCUCAGACUGAUGGAGAGUAA